CCCUGUCACUUGCUGACCUUCAGUCUCACCAACAAAGAGACCCAGUCAUCUUAAGAGCUACUUAUUAUGUUGACAGAAAACGCAGGCCCUCCAGACGCAAACGUUGUAAUGAAAAUCAGCUAACUCUGAGAGUCUUGAAACAGUGGGAUAGGCUGAUACUUCUGGAUGGUAUCCUCUAUAGGGUCACAAAGGACCCUUUGACCAAGAAGAAGAGGUACCAGUUUGUUGUGCCAGAGUCCUUGAAGGCAGACGCACUGUCUGGCAUUCAUGACCAAGCUGGUCAUCAAGGUCAGCCCCGCACUCUUGCUCUAGCUCGCCACCGCUUUUUCUGGUAUGACAUGGAGAAGGAUGUCCGCAGUUACGUGAAACAGUGCCGCAGGUGUGUCCUUAGCAAGACCCCCGAGCCUUCAGCAAGGGCCUCGCUACAAAGCAUCAAAACCUCUGCUCCCCUAGAGCUUGUGUGUGUUGACUUUUGGACAGCUGAAGACAGCCACAACAAAUCUGUGGAUGUUCUUGUAGUCACUGAUCACUUUACGAAAUUGGCACAUGCUUUUCCUUGUCAGGACCAGACUGCAAAGAGGGUUGCUAGGAAAUUAUGGGACAGCUUCUUCUGCAUUUACGGCUUCCCCCAGCGCCUUCAUUCAGACCAGGGUGCAAAUUUUGAAAGUGAACUGAUUGCUGAACUCUUGGUGUUGUCAGGAGUUGACAAGUCUCACACUUCCCCCUACCAUCCUAUGGGAAACGGUGGGACGGAGCGGUUUAACCGCACCUUGGGCAACAUGUUGAGAUCAUUGCCCCCUCGCUCCAAGCAGAAAUGGCCCCAAAUGAUCCAGACAAUGACUUUUGUGUAUAAUUGCACUGUGCAUGAGACGACUGGGUUUGCGCCUUUUUAUUUGAUGUUUGGGAGAACCCCGAGAUUGCCGGUAGAUCUCCUCUUUAAGAAUGUGUUUCGGGAUGAGACUGUGUGUGACUAUAACAUAUAUGUAAAGUCCCUUUUAAGGACCUGCAUUGUGCCAUGACGCUUGCCCAGAAGAACUGCUCUGCUGAGCAGAAGCAUCAGAGCGACCAGUACAACAGAAAGGUCAAAGGUCAGCCUCUUUCACUUGGCGAACAGGUGCUGUUGGCAAACAAAGGUGUCAAAGGGAAGCGUAAACUUUCUGACAAGUGGUUGCCUGUUAUACACACUGUGGUGGCCUCAAAACCCGACCUGCACAUCUACCGGAUCAAGGAUCCAGAGGGGAAUGAACGUGUUGUUCACCGUAACCUGUUGCUCCAGGUUAUCUUCCUGCCAUUAGAUGGAGCUUUGGAGGAUGAUGCUGGACCAGUGGUCAUGCCUGCCACAGCAGUAUUUGAUGGGUGUGAGUCAGAGGUGUCGGAUACGGCAGCUGCAACUGUUGGGACAUCCCAUGCUGGUUCCCUCUUGAGUGCUGAUGCUUGUGAUGAUGGCCGUACUGACUCAUGGGUUCAUGAGCAGUCUUCCUUUGAUGAGCCUCAGUGUUCAGAGUCCGCUAAAGUAGUCUCCCCUCCAGACAGUGGCCAUAUUGCUGCUCUGGAUCCCCCGAUAGCUCUCUCUGCUCCCUCACUGCAAUUAGUCCCAGUCAGUCCACCUCAAGCAUCUGGUGCUGAAAACCAAUUUGCCUCACGGUUUGGCAGAGUCAUUAAACCUGUUUACCGUUUCAUAGAGUCCAUGGUUCAACUUGAGUCCAUAUUAGGGGUCGAGCCAGGCUCCCAUACUGUUAUUAGUGUGUGAGAUAUGACCAGAAUGCUGUUUUGUGCUGCUCUUGGUGUGGACUCAAUGUUCUGAAAAACUAAUUUUUCCCUACUCACCCACAAUGUUUGGCCUGUGUAUGUGUGGUGUAUAAGGCACCUCACCUUGUCUAUAGAGUACUAUGAGUUCUUGCUGGGCGCCAAGCAAGUCUCUUGUUCUCUUAUCCUUUAAAUAGGAAGCGUAUAUUGCUGUUUAAUGCAAAUUUGUGAUUUUCAUGGCUAUUGUGUUUACACAUGUGUACUGUUCUUGCAAACCGGACUUUUGUGUAAUUCUUGGGGGGUGAGUGUAACAGGGUCCAUUAUGUCUUGUAAAUAAUGUAUUUUAUAAUGCUUUAUUAUUGUUAUAAUUACACAAAAUGUGUAAGUUACAUGUAAAUACCUGAAUAUUGUUGAUUACAUGUGUGACUGUGAUUGACAAUAUGUUUUGUCAAUGUGGAACCAUUGUCUCGUUGUCCCUCCUACUGCAAUAAUUACGGUGACACCUGUCUUUAUAUAUGCGUUGGACACGCCUUCCAACUUCCCUUUUGUCCACCAUAACGGGAGAGGUAGGCGUCCAUGCGACGACAGAUAAUGUCAUGUUAAGAACUUCUGUUCAUUUUCUUGUUCUGUAUUGUAUUUUGUGUAGGGACUCGACGACGUCAAAAACUUAUUGACAACAAUUGUGUUCUGUUUUAUCAGUAAAGUGCAGCUGAGCAAUCCAUGGUGUCGGUCGUUUUUCACAAAAGCCACACAACGCAGAGAGGAAAAGACCACCGGUUACACCAGUAUCAUUGACCUUGUAAUCAACCACGGUCUUUCACUAAGAGGGGCUGGUGAACAGGUGCAGACAAAUUUAAGGCGGUCAACGGUGGCCUCCAUUAUAUGCAUCUUUUUCGACAAACCAACA
Messenger RNA from Nerophis lumbriciformis (worm pipefish), 2653 nucleotides. The record is from RefSeq and is a predicted model, not a curated record. Lineage: Eukaryota; Metazoa; Chordata; Actinopteri; Syngnathiformes; Syngnathidae.